AAUUUCAGAUCUGACCCUAGGAUAAAAUGGGAACAGAACCAAAAAUAGUUAUUUACUCAAUUACAGGGUGUCCACAUUGUGUUGCAGCAAAAAACUCAUUACAGGAGAAUGGAUUGACCUAUGUGGAUGUUGGAGUUGAUAGGUUUCCACCAAAUGUUAGAGAGUGGGUUGCCAAGAGAACUGGAAAGACGAGUGUACCCCAGAUAUUCUUUAAUUCUACGUAUGUUGGAGGGAACCUGGAGUUAAACAAGGCAUUCUCCAACCCUGAGAGGAAAGCUGAACUUCUCAAGGUUCUGGAGGAGGAAGAAAAUACUGAGGAGCGCCCCCUGCUGCCCCACCCUAGCGAGGCUGAAGGCGUGUCUGAUGUGCUGCAUGGCGAUGUAUCCUGUGAAAAGGAGGAGAAUGUAGAUCUAAUUAAUCAAGCCAAAGAACAAGGAGUUUUUAAAACAAAUAAAAGGGGAUUGUUUUGCGGAAGUGUCCCUGAUUCUGCAACCGGAAGUGAGUUGGUUAGUUUCCUGGUUCAAAGUAAAGGACUGGAGGAACAAGAGGCGGUUGAAACCUUAAAGCAGAUUCUGGAGAAAAAUCUUAUCCUUAGUGUAGAGAACAAGGAGAUAUUUGAACCAGAUUCAUCUUUGUAUAGGUUUGGAUUAUCCUAUUUAUCUGGGCUAAAUACUGAAUAUCCUCCUGAAUGCGUGAGCCCACCUGCUGACCAGGCUGCGCAGGAUAUCCGGAAAGUUGUUCUCAAACUUUUCGCGGAUUUUCUCUCUCCAGAUGGCAAAUAUGUCGACUAUAAGGGAAUGGCAUCCUCUUCAUUGUGGGAAAAGUUUAAAUUGCUUGUCAGUCAGCUGCAGCGUGUUGACGUAUCUACCCUGAGCGAGGAUGAAAAGCUGGCGUUCUUCAUCAACAUCUACAACGUCCUUGUCAUUCAUGUAACUGUGGAAAGAGGAGUUCCUGGUAGUCUUUAUCAACGAUACAAAUUCUUCAGCUCUGUAAGCUACGUGAUCGGAGGGUUUCUCUACUCUCUCAACGAUAUUGAGAACGGGAUACUGAGGAGUAACAGGCAAUCCAUGGGAACCCUGUACAGGAAACCAUUUAAAUCUGGGGAUCCAAGGUUGAAGAUAUCCCUAGCUCAUGUGGAUCCUAGGAUACACUUUGCUCUCAACUGCGGAGCAAAGAGUUGUCCUCCGAUCAAAACCUUCUCCGGGGACCAGGUUCAGGAUCAGCUACAAGUAGCAACAUCUUCAUUUUUAGAGUCUGAUGAUGCUGUGGUGGUGAACACGGAUACCGGGAUAAUUAAUCUCUCCCAGCUGUUUAACUGGUACUCCGUAGAUUUCGGAGAUUCUCCUCGAGAUAUUCUAACCUGGAUCACGGAGCGGGCAUCAGGAGAGAAGAAGGCGCAGCUCUCCGAGCUCCUGGAGAAGGAUAAUUACAAGAUCGUGUAUCUCACAUACGAUUGGGGUAACAAUGAGAAGAAAUAGUGAUAAAAAAUUGAAAACUCAGAACAUGUUGUUUAAUCAAUUCAGAAAGAACUAAUCCGUAUCCUUUCCAUGGUUUAAUUAAGUUCACACCUUUUGGAUCUAUUAAAACUGCUAGAACAAGUUACAUUCCUCAAUCUGCUCUUGGUUAGAAAAGAUAAUGAAAAGUAGCUGUUUUUAAUGGAUUAAGCAAUUAAUCGCUUCAAAUUAAAAGUUUCUGUUGUGGAUAUUAAGAUUAGAUGUUAGCGCUAAAAACGUUCUGUUCUCAGUAUUCAGUAUUAAUUUGUAACUGAUAUUUUUAUUUUUCUGCUUGUUUUAGAUGUGAUAUGAAGUUUGACGAAAAUUUUUUUUUGAUUCGUACAUAAUAUGACCACAUAUUCAUGUAUAUUAUUAUUAUCCUUGCAUAAACUACAGUACAAAAUCCGUCCUAAAUGUUCACUUAUGCACAAUACAUUAUACAUUUAUAGUAAUAGUAUCUAAGUAUAUACAAUACACUUCUAUGUGAUUUUAAUAAGUUAACUUACUGUGAUGAUUUUAAAAAACAACUUCUCAAUACUUUACAAAUGUAUUUAAUAAAUUUAAUUGUUAUUUAUAUCAAUAUUUUCAUUGUAUUUACACAAUAACAGCUCAAUACACCUUGCAAAUGCAUGUUUGUAGCGCAAUUUUGUAAAGGAAUUGCUUACUUAAAAAUUUCGCCAUUUGCGCCAGUUUACCGCAAGAACAGCGCCAUUUUAAUUUUAGAAGUGGUUUUAUUUGUGUUAUAUUUCAGA
Messenger RNA from Eurytemora carolleeae, 2245 nucleotides. RefSeq lists its product as uncharacterized. The transcript has 9 exons. The coding region runs from base 27 to 1478 and encodes 483 amino acids. Gene Ontology annotation, molecular function: electron transfer activity. NCBI's taxonomy places the organism in Eukaryota, Metazoa, Arthropoda, Copepoda, Calanoida, Temoridae. Gene Ontology annotation, biological process: intracellular signal transduction; cell redox homeostasis. The record is from RefSeq and is a predicted model, not a curated record.